Messenger RNA from Eimeria acervulina, 2268 nucleotides. RefSeq lists its product as hypothetical. The coding region runs from base 1 to 2268 and encodes 755 amino acids. The record is from RefSeq and is a predicted model, not a curated record. The transcript has 5 exons. Lineage: Eukaryota; Apicomplexa; Conoidasida; Eucoccidiorida; Eimeriidae. Gene Ontology annotation, cellular component: U1 snRNP; U2-type prespliceosome. Gene Ontology annotation, molecular function: mRNA binding. Gene Ontology annotation, biological process: mRNA splice site recognition.
AUGGCUGUCUCUUUGGAGUUAACUUCGUUGCAAACGAGAAGAGCAAAACUUUUAUUUAGAAAUGCUGAGGGACAGCUUACUCAGAGACUCAGACCCUGUGAUGUUUGCGGAGCCCUACUCUCAGCGAACGACACGGACCGCCGUCUCGAUGAACAUUUCUCUGGCCGCGUGCAUUUGGGUUUCCAAAAACUGCGUGAUGCUCUCAAAAAGAAUUUAGAGUAUAUUGCUCAAGCCCCGAUGCCUGAUCAGGACUUGUCUAGAAUUCUCAUCAACAUGCAAGAACAAGAGCAAGUGUUUAAACAGCUCCAAGCACAGGAAGGAGAUGCAUUUGAUAUAGGCAGCGUCUUUGCUGCAGCACAGAAGACGCAGCAAGAUUUGUUUGGGCUUCAUCAGCAGCAGAAGCAGCAGCAGCAGCAGCAGCAGCAGCAGAAGAAAGACGCGGAGAAAGAAGAGCAGCAAAAGCUGCAGGAGCAGCUCAGGCAGCAGCUACUCAAGCAGAAGCAGCAGCAGCCUAUUCCAGACUUCUUGCUGAAGCAGCGGCAGCAGCAGCAGCAGCAAACAGAGCGCGGAACAGAUAGAAGAAGCCCCAGCAUCACGAGAGAAGCAUGUGAAGAGUGUUUUUUUUCGGGUUGUUUGUCUUCGGUGUGUUGCGGCUGCAUGCAAGAACAAGAGCAAGUGUUUAAACAGCUCCAAGCACAGGAAGGAGAUGCAUUUGAUAUAGGCAGCGUCUUUGCUGCAGCACAGAAGACGCAGCAAGAUUUGUUUGGGCUUCAUCAGCAGCAGAAGCAGCAGCAGCAGCAGCAGCAGCAGCAGAAGAAAGACGCGGAGAAAGAAGAGCAGCAAAAGCUGCAGGAGCAGCUCAGGCAGCAGCUACUCAAGCAGAAGCAGCAGCAGCCUAUUCCAGACUUCUUGCUGAAGCAGCGGCAGCAGCAGCAGCAGCAAACAGAGCGCGGAACAGAUAGAAGAAGCCCCAGCAUCACGAGAGAAGCAUGUCCUGCUGCUGCUGCUAUUGCUGCUGCUGUUGCUCGCCGCAAACCCAAAAACCCUAGCCCCAGCAGAAGCCGCAGCAAAAGCCGCAGCAGAAGCAGCAGCAGGAGCAGCAGCAGAAGCAGCAGAAGCAGCAGCAGGAGCAGCAGCGGCAGUGAUAGACAAAGCUCCAGAAGCACCAGCAGAAGCAGCAGCAGAAGCAGCAGAAGCAGCAGAAGCAGCAGCAGGAGCAGCAGAAGCACAAGCAGAAGCACCAGCAGGAGCAGCAGAAGAAGCAGCAGGACCAGGAGCAGCAGCAGGAGCAUCAGCAGGGAUAGUGAAAGACGCAGCAGCAGCAGCCACGUAGACAAGGUAGAGCCGCAAGCAACCAGCAGCAGCAGCAGCAGCAGCAGCAAGCUUCUUUCAGUAGCAGAAGCAGCAAACAUGAGGAACGGCCAGACGAACCCAGAGAAACCCCCAGUUAGCAGCAGCAGCAGCAGCAGCAGCAGCAGCAGCAAGCCAAGCAGCAGCAGCAGCAGCAGCAGCAGCAGCACCAAGCCGAGCAGCAGCAGCAACACCACAAAAACUAGCAACAGCAGCAGCAGCAGCAGCAAGCAGAGCAGCAGCAGCGGCACAAGCAAACCCAGUAGCAGCAGCAGCAGCAAGCCAAGCAGCAGCAGCAGCAGCAGCAGCAAGCCAAGCAGCAGCAGCAGCAGCAGCAAGCCAAGUAGCAGCAGUGGCAGCAAGCCAAGUAGCAGCAGCAGCAGCAAGCCAAGCAGCAGCAGCAGCAGCAGCAAGCCAAGCAGCAGCAGCAGUGGCAGCAGCAGCAGUGGCAGCAGCAGCAGUGCCAAGCCGAGCAGCAGCAGCGGCAGCGCCAAACCGAGUAGCAGCAGCAGCAGCAGCAGCAGCAAACCCAGCAGUAGCAGCAGCUCCACCAAACCGAGCAGCAGCAGCAGCAGCAGCAGCAGCAGCAGCAGCAAAUCUGGGAGUAGCAGUAGUGGCAAGUCUAGCAGCAGCAGCAGCAGCAAACCAGCCAGCAGCAGCAGCAAGCCAAGUAGCAGCAGCAGCAAGCCAAGCAGCAGCAGCAAGUCUGGCGACAGCAGCAGCAGGAAGCGCACAGCCUCAGAAGAGGGCGGUAGCAGCUCGAAGAAGCCCCGCGAAUCAAGCAGCAGCAGCAGUAGCAGCAGCAGCAGCAGCAAGCAUAGCAGCAGCAGCAGCAAACAUAGCAGCAGCAGCAGCAGCAGCAAACACAGCAGCAGCAGCAGCAGGAAGCCAGUAAGCAGCAGCGGCCGACAGCACUAA